AGGGUGGCCUGGAGCAGAGAUCGCUGAGCCUCUGAGGGAGGCCGCUGACCGGAGCCGCAUGGAGGACUCCGCGGCCCCGGGGGCCGGGAGCCCGCCCGCCAAUGGCAACGGCAAUGGCAACGGCAACGGCGGCGGCAAAGGGAAGCAGGCAGCGCCUAAGGGCCGGGAAGCAUUCAGAAGCCAGCGGCGGGAGUCGGAGAGUUCUGUGGACUGCCCCACCCUGGAGUUUGAGUAUGGAGACGCAGAUGGGCAUGCGGCAGAGUUGUCAGAAUUGUAUAGCUACACUGAAAACCUGGAAUUCACCACUAACAGGAGGUGCUUUGAAGAAGAUUUCAAGACUCAAGUGCAGGGCAAAGAGUGGCUGGAGUUGGAAGAAGAUGCCCAGAAGGCCUAUGUGAUGGGACUCCUGGACCGGCUGGAGGUGGUCAGUAGGGAUCAGCGACUGAAGGUGGCCCGAGCUGUUCUCUACCUGGCCCAAGGCACUUUUGGGGAAUGUGAUUCAGAGGUCGAUGUGCUACACUGGUCCAGGUACAACUGCUUCCUGCUCUAUCAGAUGGGGACCUUCUCAGCCUUCCUGGAGCUACUACACAUGGAAAUCGACAACAGCCAGGCCUGUAGCAGUGCUCUUCGGAAACCAGCUAUCUCCAUUGCUGAUAGCACAGAGCUCCGGGUGCUGCUGAGUGUCAUGUACCUAAUGGUGGAAAAUAUCCGCCUGGAGCGAGAGACAGACUCCUGCGGGUGGAGGACAGCCCGGGAGACCUUCCGCACUGAACUGAGCUUCUCCAUGCAUAAUGAGGAGCCUUUUGCCCUUCUGCUUUUCUCCAUGGUUACCAAGUUCUGCAGCGGCCUGGCUCCCCACUUCCCCAUAAAGAAGGUCCUGCUUUUGCUAUGGAAGGUGGUCAUGUUUACCCUCGGUGGCUUUGAGCAUCUGCAGGCUCUCAAAGUGCAGAAGCGGGCAGAACUGGGCCUGCCUCCUCUGGCUGAAGACAGCAUCCAGGUGGUGAAGAGCAUGCGCGCCGCCUCCCCGCCCUCUUACACUCUGGACCUGGGAGAAUCUCAGUUGGCACCACCACCCUCCAAGCUGCGAGGCCGCCGUGGUUCUCGAAGGCAACUCCUGACUAAGCAGGACAGCCUGGACAUCUACAAUGAAAGAGAUCUCUUUAAGACUGAGGAACCAACCACAGAGGAAGAAGAGGAGUCUGCUGGUGAUGGAGAACGAACCUUGGAUGGAGAGUUAGACCUGCUAGAGCAGGACCCUCUGGUGCCACCUCCACCCUCGCAGGCACCUCUCUCUGCUGAGCGAGUGGCUUUUCCUAAAGGUCUUCCCUGGGCACCAAAGGUCAGACAGAAGGACAUUGAGCACUUUUUGGAGCUAAGCAGGAACAAGUUCAUCGGAUUCACUCUGGGGCAGGACACAGAUACCUUGGUUGGAUUACCCAGGCCCAUCCAUGAAAGUGUGAAGACCCUAAAGCAGGUGAGCAGGGUGGGCUCUUCAGGCAUAGGGAGCUAUCAAGACAAGUUGGAUCACCAGGGUCUCAGUACUGGGGAAGAGGUGGUACCAGAGACGCCAUGUGAAAUCCUCUACCAGGGCAUGCUGUAUAGCCUCCCCCAGUACAUGAUUGCUCUGCUUAAGAUUCUGCUGGCUGCAGCCCCCACCUCCAAGGCUAAGACAGACUCUAUCAAUAUCCUGGCAGAUGUCCUGCCUGAGGAGAUGCCCGUCACUGUUCUCCAGAGCAUGAAGCUGGGCAUCGAUGUGAACAGGCACAAGGAGAUCAUUGUAAAAAGUAUCUCUGCCCUGCUCCUGCUGCUCCUCAAACACUUCAAACUGAACCACAUCUACCAGUUUGAAUAUGUAUCACAACAUUUGGUAUUUGCCAACUGCAUUCCAUUGAUCCUGAAGUUCUUCAAUCAAAAUAUCUUGUCUUACAUCACUGCUAAAAACAGCAUCUCGGUCCUGGAUUACCCUUGCUGUACCAUUCAGGAUUUACCAGAACUUACUACGGAGAGUCUGGAAGCUGGAGACAACAACCAGUUCUGCUGGAGGAACCUCUUUUCCUGCAUCAACCUUCUGAGGCUGCUUAAUAAACUGACCAAAUGGAAGCAUUCCAGAACCAUGAUGCUGGUGGUGUUUAAAUCUGCUCCAAUUUUAAAGCGGGCUCUCAAGGUCAAGCAGGCCAUGCUGCAACUUUAUGUCCUGAAGCUGCUUAAAAUACAGACGAAGUACCUAGGGCGCCAGUGGAGGAAAAGCAACAUGAAAACCAUGUCAGCCAUUUACCAGAAAGUGCGCCACCGCAUGAAUGAUGACUGGGCUUACGGGAAUGACAUAGAUGCCAGGCCAUGGGACUUCCAAGCGGAAGAAUGCACCUUGAGGGCCAACAUUGAGGCUUUUAACAGCCGCCGAUAUGACAGACCCCAGGACUCUGAAUUUUCACCUGUGGAUAACUGCUUGCAAAGUGUGCUGGGGCAGAGGUUGGAUCUGCCUGAGGAUUUCCACUAUUCAUAUGAGAUCUGGCUGGAAAGAGAGGUGUUUUCACAGCCCAUCUGUUGGGAAGAGCUGCUCCAGAAUCACUGACUAAGCUCUUGUCUGCAAAGCCUCUGAUUCAUGGGGGUUGGCUCCAAUAAAUGGUGCUCUGCCUACCCUGCCCAUCCAGCCUUUGUUUCCAGCUCUAGAAGUGCUUGUCCAGGGGAGAGCUGGCCCAGUCCAAGGACAUCCAGUGUAGUUCAGGGUGUUCUGGGGCCUGCUGAGCCUCGAGGUGGUGCAAGGCGGUGACCCUGAGUCACAAAAAAAUCGAUCAACUUGCUCUGGGGUCUCUUGGAUGCCAGGUGGCCUUGGAAGUCUCCUGCUGGAUCAGUCCUGGAUAGGCUCUUUUGUGGGACUUCUCCCUACUUUUUAGUCUUACCUAGAACCAGCCUGGCCUUUGCUGGCCCCAAGAGUGAGAAUAACUUCAUUAUGGCAUUGGCCUGUGGCAUUCAUCAUAGUAAUGGGAGGUACAUGUCAUAAAAGAGAACAUUUUCUUCUUGCUCACCCUGGAUUCCUAGGAUUUACCAGAGGUUUGGCAAAACCAACUUUGAAAUUAAGUCUGUAUUUUAAGUUUAAAAUUUUGACACUCACCUCUUUCUAAAAUCAUUAGCGUUAAGAUGAUUUUAGAGCACCUGUACCUCCUUUGUGAAGGAUGAUUUACCAUUACCUGACUACUGCAUGUGUAUUUUGUGUAUUGUGUAAAGUUUUUUUCCUUUCUUCACCAAGAAACUAUGUUCAAUGUGAAAAUUAUUUCCUUGUGUACUCUGUAUAGGGCCUAGAGUGCUCCACCACAACCAAUGUGAAACAGUCAGGACUUCUUUAAGGAUAUUUCUAUAUUUCUGAAACUAUCUUAGUCUUAAAAUGACUGAGUACACUGCAGAAAAUUGUGGGUUUUUUAAUCUAAUUCAUUUUUUAAAUUAACUACAGAAAGUUUUAUUUAUUGAGAUGGCAUGUCCAUUUGUGCUCAUGAUCGAUUAUUAAUUGAACAGCAAGAGUAUUACAGCUUUCCAUUUUUCUGUUUCUAUGCUGAUUAAUUAAUUUUUUCUGCUAGUGGUUUCAAAGUGUCGUGUGGAGAUUUAGCGAUAUUGUUAGUACCUGAAAGUAUUGCACAUUCUUUGACUAUAUAAAGUACCAACUUCUUUAAACUUCUCUUACAGUAGAAUCACAUACUUCCCAACAGAAACGGUUUUAGAAAAGUUGCUGAUUCAAUCAGGAUAAUUUUAUUUCUCUUCUAGCCCCACAUUUGUCAUCUAUGUUUUCAAGCUUUUUUAACUUUAAAUCACUUCCUCCAACAUAGACACUACUGAAUCUUUUUUGUGAUAGCCCAGGCCACUUUAAUUGUGCCAGGAGGUCUAAUCAAAACUGGUGUAUUUACUCUGUCCUUUGUCAACCACAGUCUCAUUUGGAAGUCAGGAUUGAGUUAUAAACCAUGUCCAAAGGAACUAUACCAAAACUCUAAUUAAAGCUUGGAUUUCCCUUCUUUGUGCUUUAGGGUAACAGGAUUUCUGUUUUUAUGGAAAGGUCAUGAUGAAUGUUAAGUAUGUAAUGGAUGAAUCUUUUAAAAAUAAUUUGUAAAUUUUGCCAAAGUAGGACGGUAGUCCUUGUAGCAAUCAAAAUAAUUUACUGAGCAUAUCAUCUUUGAACUCUAUUCUAUAAAUUUAAUGUGAUUUAAGUAAAAAGAUAAUGUUCAAGGAAAGAGCAGUCAUCAAUCUAUUUCUUUUAAAGCCAUAUAGUAUUUAAUUUGUGUCAAGAACAAAUAAGUUGCCCUUUUAAAAAUAUGCACAUGAAUGCUUUCUGAGGCAUAGAAGUAUGCUAAGCCUUAACAUUUUAUACUUUCUUACCAGUCUUCUCUAAGGGAAGAUUAAUUCCCAGUGCAGAUGGAGAAACUGUGGCACCAAGAAUAAGUGAUUAGUUUCAUUUCAUAUCAUUUUUUCACUGACUUGCUUGGACUAGUAUUCAGGUAUUGACAGCCAGCCCCAUAUGCUAAGGUAACCAGUUUGAAUCUCCCAAUCUGAGAGCCCAUGUGUGUGGUUAGGAAUAAAUUCAGAUUACUCAACCUCCAAUGGUGAUAACUUUUACUACAAGGAAGACCAUUAUUUGAGUGCUUAGUACAGUAGAAGAUUUUUAUUUGUGAAUAUUUCAGUAAAGUUUGUGUUGAUUGUUGAUAACACUGUUUAUCUACUGAAGCACUUUAAUAAAAAGAGAAUUGAACUGGA
This is a messenger RNA of Pteropus alecto (black flying fox), 4737 nucleotides long. RefSeq names its product striatin interacting protein 2 (gene STRIP2). The record is from RefSeq and is a predicted model, not a curated record. Gene Ontology annotation, biological process: cytoskeleton organization. The transcript has 20 exons. Lineage: Eukaryota; Metazoa; Chordata; Mammalia; Chiroptera; Pteropodidae. Gene Ontology annotation, cellular component: cytosol. Bases 59 to 2572 code for a protein of 837 amino acids.